AUGAUUUCUAGCAUUUGGCCAUUAAGAUGGUACAUUCCCGAAAAUUUCUCCGGCAUCGUCAGUGAGAGGCGCCAUCCGCACUUCCUCGGGGGUGAAAACACCAUUGUUCACCACCUACAGAAUGCCGGUUUCACUGUCACACCGGUGCCCCGAUCUGGAUUUCCGGGUGACAUCGUGACUUCAAGCGAUGAUGCUGCCAACAGCAAUGAAAUUGAGACAGACUACAAUGAGCAUCACAGCCAAUUGGAUGAUAACUUCUCCUCGUCGCCACUUAUUUCUUCGGCAGACCACGGAUUUCUUACGCAACUUGCUGCUAGUGAGCCCAGCAGCAUACUUAGGCAAGUCAGCCAGAGAGUACUCCAACGAACCAAAUGA
This is a messenger RNA of Protopolystoma xenopodis, 375 nucleotides long. Lineage: Eukaryota; Metazoa; Platyhelminthes; Monogenea; Polystomatidea; Polystomatidae. The record is from the annotation of a GenBank genome assembly.